AUGUCGACAACAACCAUCACCGCGACGGUGCGCAAGAAGGAUGCGAACCUCCCACCGGAAGGCGAACGGUUCCUUCGAUGCUGUGCAGAUAUUGCCGGCGCCCUGAUUGAAGACCAUGAGGCAGCGAAGGAUCCCUCCCGCCCCCGAAAGGAUAUCAACCUGAAUACACUCCGAUCCAAACUCGCAAAGAAGCAUAAAAUUAACAACGUACCACCACUCACUGCCAUCAUCGCCGCCGUUCCAGAACACUACAAAAAGUAUAUCCUGCCCAGGCUCAUUGCGAAACCGAUUCGAACAUCCUCUGGUAUCGCUGUCGUAGCUGUGAUGUGCAAGCCGCAUCGAUGCCCUCACAUCGCCUACACCGGCAAUAUCUGCGUCUAUUGCCCAGGCGGCCCGGAUUCGGACUUCGAGUUUAGUACACAAUCUUACACUGGCUAUGAACCGACAUCCAUGCGCGCCAUCCGAGCGCGUUACGACCCCUUUGAACAGGCUCGCGGGCGAGUCGACCAGCUCAAGGCACUCGGGCAUUCGGUAGAUAAGGUGGAGUACAUCAUUAUGGGCGGGACGUUCAUGUCUCUGCCGGAGUCAUACAGGGACGAGUUUAUUUCACAACUUCACAAUGCGCUUAGUGGAUACGGGACGUUGAACGUGGACGAGGCCGUUCGGGCUGGCGAGCAAAGCAGCAUCAAAUGCGUCGGUAUCACGAUCGAGACACGGCCAGAUUACUGCCUACAGCCACAUCUUUCGAGCAUGCUUCGGUACGGGUGCACUCGUCUUGAGGUUGGAGUCCAAUCACUUUACGAAGAUGUUGCCCGCGAUACCAAUCGUGGGCAUACCGUUGCAGCGGUUGCGGAGACAUUCUGUCUAGCGAAAGACGCCGGUUUCAAAGUUGUCAGUCAUAUGAUGCCCGAUCUCCCCAAUGUCGGGAUGGAGCGCGACCUAGAUCAGUUUAGGGAAUACUUCGAAUCUCCUGCCUUUCGAACCGACGGCCUCAAAAUCUACCCUACGCUUGUCAUCCGCGGGACAGGACUCUACGAGUUGUGGCGAACGGGUCGUUACCAAAAUUACACGCCUAACGGCCUCAUUGAUCUUGUGGCACGCAUUCUUGCACUUGUUCCACCCUGGACGCGGAUCUAUCGAGUGCAGCGCGAUAUCCCAAUGCCGCUGGUGACGUCUGGUGUGGAAAACGGUAACCUGCGGGAGUUGGCGCUGGCUCGGAUGAAGGACUUCGGUACCACAUGUCGGGAUGUGCGGACACGGGAGGUCGGUGUCAACGAGGUCAAGCACAAGAUCCGGCCGAACCAAAUCGAGUUGGUGAGGCGUGAUUACGCGGCCAACGGCGGGUGGGAGACCUUCCUCGCUUACGAGGACCCAAAGCAGGAUAUCUUGGUCGCCUUGCUGCGCUUGCGCAAGUGCAGCGAGAAGUACACCUUUCGCGAGGAGCUGGUCGGGCAACCGACGAGUCUAGUGCGCGAGUUGCACGUGUAUGGCAUGGCGGUGCCGGUCCAUGCACGCGAUCCACGCAAGUUCCAACAUCAGGGAUUCGGGACUCUGCUGAUGGAGGAGGCUGAACGGAUUGCGAGGGAGGAGCAUGGGAGCGAGAAGAUCAGUGUUAUUUCAGGGGUUGGCGUCAGGAGCUAUUAUGCCAAGCUAGGAUAUUGGCUAGAUGGACCAUACAUGUCCAAGUGGUUGGAUGGGAGACCUGGGCCGGAAGAGUAG
Dichotomopilus funicola is the source of this 1719-nucleotide messenger RNA. Its product is annotated as histone acetyltransferase. The transcript is spliced from 2 exons. Gene Ontology annotation, molecular function: acyltransferase activity, transferring groups other than amino-acyl groups; iron-sulfur cluster binding. Gene Ontology annotation, cellular component: elongator holoenzyme complex; cytoplasm; nucleus. Gene Ontology annotation, biological process: tRNA wobble base 5-methoxycarbonylmethyl-2-thiouridinylation. Lineage: Eukaryota; Fungi; Ascomycota; Sordariomycetes; Sordariales; Chaetomiaceae. The record is from RefSeq and is a predicted model, not a curated record. Bases 1 to 1719 code for a protein of 572 amino acids.